GCCGUUUCCAACUCCUGUUUAGGGAGGUUGAAAGAAAGAUGGGAGAUGGGAGGGGGAGGCCAGCAAGCAAGCCAAGCUGAAGGCUUUGCUCGUCCUUAGAUGGGGGAGAGCUGGGUGCCUUGCGCUCCUCAAUGGAGGCAAAGUUGGGGGCUUCCUAGCAGCCCCUGGGAGGGAGGCAGCCCAGAGCAAAGUUUAUUGGAGGAAGCAGCUGGCGCUGGACCUUCUGCCGACCCUGGAUGGAAGAGCCCUUAGCAGAGCAGACGCAUCCUGCCUUUCCCUGAGACGCUUUGCCUUCCAGCUCUUCUUCCAGAUGGCAGAGAGUUUUGGGGCCUCUGCGAUCUGGCAGCGUUCUGCCCGCAGGACUACAGAAAGAUACGCCUUUCUCUAGAUGGCUGGGAAGCCCCCCCCCCAAAAAAACUUUUCCUGGAUCACAUUUGAACUCUGGGAUUGGCCACCUCUCCGCCAGACAAGAGGGGCGCCCUCUGCUCCAGCAGGACCACCACCUCGAAGACCCCCGCCUUCCCUCUCGGCUUGGUUACUGCGGAGUCAGGUCAGUUUGCCAGCAGUUCAGUGAGAAACCUCUGGGGGAUUGGAGCUGAGUCUGGGCAUCUUCCUUCCCCCCCUUCCCUCUUUCCCUAUCCAUCUGCCAAUGCCGGAGAAGGGUACAGGAGGCAAAGGCGCUGCGGUUGACUGAGACUCCAUCACUCGUCCGGGAAUCGCCUCGUCUUUUUCAUCCACUGGACGGAGCUUCGGCUGUUCGAUUUGCUUGCAUCACAGCUUCUGCGAGAGGCAACUUGCGCCAAGCCCACUGCCUGUGAUCCCUGAUCCUGGGAGGAUGGUGCCGCUCAGCCCAGCUGUGGAAAAGGAUGGAGAACUGCUUUCCUGCUUCACAGCCCUGCAUCCCUUCCUUUUUGCUGUCUCUCGGGGCCCUAGCUCCCAGCGCAUGGCACGGAGGCACCUGGGUUCCAAACUUGUAGACAGCGCUCUUUAAUCACCUGGGGUUGUGCUCUGACAGCCGACGAGGACAUUGCUGCUCGUUUCUCAGGUGUGCCGUGGUGCACAUGUGGACCCCGGAGGGUCCACGUCCUGCUGGUCUGAUUGUGGAGGACAAGGCGGCAAUUCGGUGUUUGGAUCGGUCGUGGCGGUGUCUGUACAGUGCACUCCUUGUUUGCCAAGGUUGAGGCAUUUCGAGGACAUAUUUCAUGGCUUUCUCCGCUUCUGGAUUUUGUGGUUGGGUCGAUCUCUAUCCUGAAAGGAAGCAUUGAUGCCCCUUAUCUCGGACGCUAGCCCAGAAGGUGGCCCGUUCCUCCCGGAGGCAUACACUGACCACUGACUUCUAAAAGUGAAAGGGUACUAGGGCUGACGUCUCCCCUCUUCACUCCUGGAAUCCCUUCUUUCUCAUAUUGGAUGUAUUUAUGUGGUUGUGGGGUUGCUGCGUUUGCUUGGGGAAGAGCCACUCCACACAUGCUCAGAGGCACCCUUUUCUUGGCGAGGCAUCUUCCGGGGCGGCGCCCUGGUGAAGCGGUGUGGUUGCCUCAGCUUGAAACGCCAGCUCCUCCUCCUCCCCUCAGCAUCCAGAUGAAGUGCUCGGAUCAUCCUGGAGCGUCAAGUGGAUUUGGGUUUUUAAAAAGAACAAGCCAACAAGAAACCGUUUUGCUGAUUUGCUGUUUUUUUCUUUUUCUUUUGGAAGGGUGAAGGUCAGCCGGAGGUGGUCUCUUCUUAAAAGCCAGGCCUGCAUAAUGGAGUAGGGUUGGAUUCGGAUCCUUACGGAGCAGAAACCGGUUCUGUCCGCAGCUGCUUCUGGGGUUGCUCCAGAAGUCUCCCUCCCCUGGGGCAGCGUCAUGCCCUCUCGAAGUGACUCCAGCUACUCGCUGACGGCUCGCACCACCUCCCGCAGCUUCACUCACCUGCGCGUCCGCCGGGCCUGGCUUCAGAUCAUCCUCCUCCUUGGCUUCAUCCAGAUGAUCCUGGGGGUGCUGAUUGUGACUCUGAGCCUGCUAGUGACCACCACCAUGCCCUCUCAAAACCCCGUCCGGAACCCUUGUCCCAUCUGGGCCGGUUUUCCGCUGGCGUUCUCUGGCGUGGUUGGCAUUGUGUCCUGGAGACGCCCGUUCACUCCUGUGAUUACAUUUUUCACGCUUCUCUCAGUGCUUGGAGUCAUGCUUAGCCUGGCUGGCUCCAUCCUCUCCUGCCAACACGCCCAGCAGCAGGUGAAGUCCCCGGACGCUUGCGAGUCGAGCGGGUCUCCUUCUCCGCUGUGCUCUUGCUGCCAGCCUGGAAGUCGUGGCUGCCGAAGUGAUGCCGAACCAAGUCCCAAUUGUCCUAAAGACCACCUGGUCCUCAAGGACCUCCUCUUCAGUGUUUGUGGUCUGACUGUUUUUGCCAUUGUGGUGUGCACCCUGUCUGCCAUUAUGUGUUGCAUCCAGAUCUUCUCUUUGGACAUCCUCUACGCGCUCUCUCCUCCACGUUCCAGCUCCGUGACGUUGGACUGCACCUCUCCCCCAGACACCUUUCUGCAGCACAUGUUGGACCUGGAAGAGUUUGUGCCUCCAGUACCACCCCCACCGUAUUACCCGCCGGAGUAUACCUGCAGUUCAGAGACUGACGCCCAAAGCAUUACCUACAACGGCUCGAUGGACAGUCCUGUGCCGCUCUACCCUACUGAUUUUCCUCCCAGUUAUGAGGCCGUCAUGGGGCUUCAUGGGGACAGCCAGAUGACUCUGUUUGACUCGCAAUUUACGGACACCUCGCACGGCCCCUGUUCCUGCAACCGGGUCCCUUCGGUGGUGCUCAGUGGUGAAGCAGUUUCCAUGGACAGCGGCUCUCUGAUUAUGUCAGAAAUUGUGGACAUUCCUGGCGACAGCAGCCCCUCUGAGGACUCCUGCCUGCUGGAUGCCAGCGGGUCGGCCUGCUCGGUGGACUACGUCCUCUUCCGCUCCAUCCAGCGCAGCCGGGCUGACUACUGCCUCAGCGUAGACUGCGGGCAGUGCGGCCUGCAUCCUCAGAGCCCCACCCUGCAGGGCCCUUUUGAGGAGGUACCCCAGGCCCGCCUCCGCGGUGAGCGCUCUUACUCCUGCUCGACGCCUGGCACGGGAUAUGAGGGUUUGCUGGAGGCGGGUAGCGCCCGCACCCAUAGCUGUCACCGCCUGGAAGGCCUUGGUCGCAGCGUAGGCCCUUGCUUCCCGGAGGUGCGUGUCAAGGCCAAGACCUCGCUGCCAGGGGGACGCAAAGGCCCCGGGAGGCAGCGCCGGAGCAGCGAGGCGUCCUGCCGCCUGCCUUCAGUCCAGUGUCCUCUGCUGCGGUCUCACAGCGAUCCUGGGAUUGCCACAGCCAGCAACGAUGAAGGCGACUUCCAGGAGGUGUUCUGCACCAAAGCGUCGGAGGAGGAUGGGUCCAACUCCUUAGCAGAUGCAGGGCCAUGCUUGGAGGCUUGCCGUUUGCAUCCAUCACUUGGUGAGCUGCCUGCACGAGCUCACCUGGCAGGGAAGGCCAAGCUGGAGGUGCCGUGGAAAGUGCCACCAUCGCACCUCUCCAAGACUGCCACGCGCUCCCUGGGGGACCUGAAGGUGUGCCGUGGGACGCGGGGGCUCAUGGCCCGCUUCCUGCACAGAUCCAAGCGCAGCCUGGCUUUGGCAGGAGCGGAAGUGGCUGGGCGCAACAGCAGCAGCGGCAGCACCCAGGGCCGCAAGCAGGGGCCUCGGGGGUGCCCUACAGAGGGGAUCCACCUGCAGAGCUGCGGGGACCUCAGCUCCACCUCGUCCUUGUGCCGCCUCUUCUCAGGUUGCCGGCUGGAGCGAAGGCGCCCCCACAGCCUUAGUGGACUCAUCCGAGAGAGCAACCUGUAAGACUUCGGGGAGCACCUUUCUGCAGCCAACUGUUACAGCUUCUCUGCAGCUUUGACCUUUGAUCAGGAAACCCGGGGCUGGAUUCCUGGAAGAAUUGGAUUGGAGCUCCCACAGUAUCUACCCCCCUCUCAGCUGGGAAGACAGAGGGCAGGUGUGAGGUGUACGAGAGAUCCUCUCUGCCGAAAUCACCUGAUUGUUCAAUGCCUGUGUGCUGAUGGGUGUGCUCGAGAGAACAAUCAUUCUGGCUCUCUCUGGGUUAUUGCCUGAAUUGAGGGAUACGGACCUCUCUCCUGUGUCUCCUGAUGACUCGUGCCUUGGUGUGCACCAGUGAUUCUUGUUCACAAUAACGAUGGGUGUGCUUGACACCUGCGGGUUGACGAUAUACACGCACUAGGGAAGUGUACACGGCCGGCCGGCCAUCUCGUGGGGUGGUGAGGACGGCUUGCACAGGGGGACAAUCCCUGGCGAUUCGCGUAGUUGUGCAUGGGUGCUCCUACGCUGCAGCCGUGCCUUGCUCAGUGCUGUCUCCUCUGAAGACAGGCCUGUCCUGAAAACCUCCUUGACUGAGCAAGUGGUCCUUGAUGAUAACCUGGCACGAGAAGAGGUGUGUGUGGGGAGGUGAUCUGAGCUCCGGUAUGCUGCAUUUAAUUGACACCACAGGGGACAACCCUGUAUUCCUACCUACCUGGACUUCCUGCCUCCAGCUGUUGCUGCUUCCGCUCCCCACGACCCCUCCUGGUGUACACAUGCCAUGCCCAGGAGCUCAGUUGCCCUAGCAUAACUUUGAACUCGCUGCCUAUUACUGAUACCUCACUUUUAGCUGUGCCUUUGAUCAGUUGCUUCCUUUCUCUGGGGAGUUGCCGGGAAACUGGGACGGGCCCCCAGUAUGCAUUGGCUGGAAUCCCUUUGGAGAGAAAGGGCCCUUCCCAAUAGGGUUGCCCGAUCUCUUGAGGCCUGGGUCUGGAGGUGCGUAAAGAAUCCCCCUUGUUGGAUCAGACCAAAGCUGGCUGCUCUGAUCCAGCAUCCUCUUUCCAACGGUGGCCCUAAGCAGGGUGUGAGGGCCAGAGCCCUCCCUCUGCUGUUGCCCCUUCCCUAGCAACUGGUCCCCCAAGAUAGACUGCCUCUAAGCCUGGAGGUUGCAUCUAGCCAUCAUAGCUGACAGACAUCGAGAGAUCUCUCCUCCGCUUUCUCCAAGUAUUUGCCUUCUUCUUUUAAAACCAUCAAAGAGAAGCGAAUGGCGCAGAAGGAACGGAGCUCAAAAGGGAAAGCCCGGCAGAUCAGAGGGUGACACCUCACCUGGGAGCACCGCAUGGUGGGGGCAGAGCAGGUCCAGGUUCAACGACAGCCUUAGCAAGGCAGAGCCCCUGCCUGUAUUGGUGACCUUCCUCUACGAUCAUAAGUGCUCUGGAAUGCCCCAGGUGUUGCGGGGCAUUGUGGGCAAUUUUGAGAUAAUAGCCCCCAGGCCCAUCUCCCCCGCCACAGAGGACCCAGGGCUGCUGGCAACAGUCGUGGGCCCCAGCGGUGUGCUCAGGCCCCAGCAGCUGCCCAAGGAUGCCCGGUAUCAGCACCGGCUGAUGGAUGGUCUGUUGUAGCUCGGGAAGUCUAUCUGUGCCUGAAGACAAGGGAGGUGGAACAAACAGCCCAAACGUUUUCAAGUCAAGCAGCGACUUGACUCCCUUUCCCUCGAUCCUGGCCUCCCUCAACUUGUGUCCCUUCUUCCCUUGGAGACUCUGAGAUAGGAGGUUCAAACCCCUGGAAACUUCAGGCCAAAAUCCCAGAGACCCGGCAACCCAAUUUCCGAAAGAGGAAGUGUGCCCUUCUAAGCAUGCCCUUCCUGGAGUGGCAGCCAACUGGUUUGGGUUCCAUGCUCACCUCUCACCUUUGCUUGCAGCCUGUCGUAUGACCUCAGAGCCUGCUGUAUGACCUCAGAGCCUGCAUCCCGCACCAACUAGCUCUUUUGGAUCACAGGGUGCAUGUUGCAAAAUGGAUGAGGGCUACUUCUGUCUGUCUGUCUGUCUCUCUCUCUCUCUCUCUCUUUGUAGAUCUGGGGGAGUAUGAGGUGGGAGCCUCAAUGGGGAAAGAGGGUUGCAAGCUUUUCCCUCCCUUUGGCAGAGGGGCUCCUGUGCCUUUGAACAGCUGUGCUCAGCGAGCUGGAGAAAUAUAGCCGGCAAAAAGCAGCCAUGCAGGGAUGGGUGAGGCUUUGCCUGUCAAAUUCCUAGCGCGGCUCUUAAAGGCAGAGGAGCCCUGCAAAGGAGGAAAAGCUGGCAUCCUUACAGGUGGCACGCCAGAAGAGGCUCGCCAGGGACUGUUUGAGUUGCACAAAUACUUAUCUAAGAAAAAUCAACCAAACAAAUAAAGCCAUAUCUAUCUGCUCUGGGUUUUGCUUGAUGUGUGUAUUAAAAAACACCCCCACACUGCAAAUAGCUCCUCCAGAUGAGUUCAUUAUUCAGCAGACCC
Messenger RNA from Rhineura floridana, 6302 nucleotides. It is a transcript of the gene ENTREP3, whose product is annotated as endosomal transmembrane epsin interactor 3. The coding region runs from base 1842 to 3845 and encodes 667 amino acids. The transcript is spliced from 12 exons. The record is from RefSeq and is a predicted model, not a curated record. Lineage: Eukaryota; Metazoa; Chordata; Lepidosauria; Squamata; Rhineuridae. Gene Ontology annotation, cellular component: membrane.